AUGGCCGCCGUCUUGAUCGCUCUUUUCUUGUCCGUCGUUGGACGCUGUCUUUCGGACAAAUACUCACCGCCAUACUCCUGGAAUCCCGAAGAUCCCUUUCUGGGGGAAUCUUUGGAAGAUGUCUCAACCAAGUUGCUGGCUCAGUAUGCAAAUUUCCCCGACACCUCCCACCUCUUGGUUCGCCUGCUGGCUAAAGAGAAACAACUGAGACAGGAGUUGGAGACGAAACUACAAAACUCUGUAAUGGACACCGAGUAUGAGGCGCAGUACGAGAAAGAUCUUCUUAAGCGCAUAACAGAUAUGGAGGAAUUUCUGCGUAGACGGAGUAAAGGUAGGGCUGUUGCGUUCUCAGCCCGUCUCUCCAAGAGCUUGCAGAAGAUUGGCAGGGCGAGUACUUUAGUAUACGCCUCAGAAGUUACGAAUAUUGGCGGAGAGUACAACUCCAGGACGGGCAAGUUCCGAUGUCCCGUAGACGGUGUGUAUCAGUUCUUUGUGAGCAUCCUCAGUCGUAAAGAGGAGCGUGUGAAGACAGAGCUGGUGGUUAAUGGACGGAGGAAUUUGCUGCUAUACUCCUCCGGGGACGAGAUUCACCGAGGAUCCUUGGGUAUGAACGGCGUCAUCCUGCAGCUAGAGGAAGGAGACUUAGUGUGGGUGAGGGUGUAUCACGGCUUCGGGGACUACAUUCACUGCUGUUGGAGCACUUUCAGUGGGGCCCUGAUCAAAACGAUGUGAAACACAUCAUGAUGAUCAAAACCGUCUGGAGUAUUAAAUUAUUGAUCAAAACCAUGUGAUACAACACGUUAUUGAUCAAAACAAUGUGAUUAUUGGUCAUAACCAUGUGAUUAUUGAUCAUAACCAUAAGAAAAAUCAUAUAAUUGAUCAAAUCCAUGCGGCACACUCUAUUUCUGAUCAAAACCACAGCGUUACUGAUCAGAAACAUGUGGACACUGCAUUAAUGACAUAAAUUACAUGAAUCACCAAAUUUUUUAUUAAAACCACUACAUUACGGGUGAAAACUAUUUUAAACACAACAUUACAGAUCAAAAUCACGUGAAACACAUCAGUAUUCAAACCAAAUGGUAAAUUUACCCGGUGUCUUAGCGGAAGUUUGAUGAAAAGUGCAUACAGUUAACGGGAUAUACUGUUGAUAUUGUGUGAACCAAAGAUCAUUAUUGAGGCGCCAGUGGCUCAAACAGGUGCAACACUUUAUAAAUAAUAUGGAGCUUAGGUAAUAAAACCUUGACUGAAU
Messenger RNA from Liolophura sinensis, 1249 nucleotides. Its product is annotated as heavy metal-binding protein HIP-like. Bases 1 to 732 code for a protein of 243 amino acids. Gene Ontology annotation, molecular function: protein binding. The transcript is spliced from 2 exons. NCBI's taxonomy places the organism in Eukaryota, Metazoa, Mollusca, Polyplacophora, Chitonida, Chitonidae. The record is from RefSeq and is a predicted model, not a curated record.